Messenger RNA from Monosiga brevicollis MX1, 987 nucleotides. RefSeq lists its product as uncharacterized. Gene Ontology annotation, molecular function: oxidative phosphorylation uncoupler activity. The record is from RefSeq and is a predicted model, not a curated record. NCBI's taxonomy places the organism in Eukaryota, Choanoflagellata, Craspedida, Salpingoecidae. The transcript is spliced from 2 exons. Gene Ontology annotation, biological process: mitochondrial transmembrane transport; mitochondrial transport. Bases 1 to 987 code for a protein of 328 amino acids. Gene Ontology annotation, cellular component: mitochondrial membrane.
AUGGCUGUCAAGGUGACGGCGCAGGGCGUCGAUCUGACCAAGUACCCACUGAGUGGCGGCGAAAACUUGCUGUGCUCCUUGGCUGCCUCCUGUGUGGCGGAGGCCGUGACCUAUCCUUUUGAGGUGGCCAAAGUGCGGCUCCAAAUUCAGGGCAGCCGCGCUCUUCUACCUGUCAAGUUCACUGGCAUGUUUGACUCCAUGAUCAAGGUGGGGCGAAAUGAGGGCUUGAUGGCGCUCAUGGCGGGUCUGCCAUCCGGAUUAUUGCGGCACAGCAUUGCGGGGACCAUGCGCUUGGGCCUCUAUGAUCCGACCAUCAGCUAUCUGAACUAUGGCACUUUUGAAAAGCCCACAGAUCCAAGCGAGCUCAAGGAGGUCCAGCUGUGGCAGCGCAUGCUGGCCUCCUCCUCGACUGGGGCGGUGGCCAUGGUGUUUGCCAACCCGGCUGAUCUGGUCAAAACCAAGCUGCAAGCCUCCAUCAAGCCUGCACCGGGUCAGAAGGUACCCUUCAAGGGCACUGUCAGUUGCUUCAAGUACAUCAUGGCCACGGAGGGCGUUGCGGGUCUCUUCCACGGCCUCAAGAUUGCCGUGCCACGUAUGGCCUGGCAAAACAUGGCCGAGGUUACGGCCUAUGAUCUCACCAAAGAUCUCUUGCGCAAGCAUUAUGGCAUGGAAGAUGGGCUUCCGCUCUUCUUCCUCGGUUCCUUGAGUGCCGGCUUCUUUGGUGCCUAUUUGGGCAACCCCCUCGACUGCAUCAAGACGCGCAUUUAUCGCAAUGAGCUCGGCCCCGAUGGCAAGCCUCUCUAUAGCGGACCGAUUGACGCCUUGACCAAGAUGAUUCGGAAUGAAGGGGUCCUCAGCCUGUGGAAGGGUGUUGUGCCGCUCUGGAUUCAUGUGUCUGCCUUUAGUGUUGCUGUCUUUGUGACCUUUGACAUGUUGCGUCUGCAAGUGCGCAAAUCCAAGGCGCGCCAGGACGGGCAUGACAUCUAG